This is a messenger RNA of Aspergillus puulaauensis, 1779 nucleotides long. RefSeq names its product fungal specific transcription factor domain-containing protein. Gene Ontology annotation, molecular function: DNA-binding transcription factor activity, RNA polymerase II-specific; DNA binding; zinc ion binding. The transcript has 2 exons. Gene Ontology annotation, biological process: DNA-templated transcription; regulation of DNA-templated transcription. The record is from RefSeq and is a predicted model, not a curated record. NCBI's taxonomy places the organism in Eukaryota, Fungi, Ascomycota, Eurotiomycetes, Eurotiales, Aspergillaceae. The coding region runs from base 1 to 1779 and encodes 592 amino acids.
AUGUUCCCUUCACUUUCGGGCGAAUGUGGAUACUGUCGGUCCAACAACAUUCGCUGCGACGAGAACAACGCCGAACUCGCGUGUCUCACAUGCCGCGUCUGGGGCAUAAAAUGUCCUUUGAUAGACAGAAGCUAUGGAGAUUCCAGUGGAGAUGGAUUGACGGUGUGGAACUAUGAUGGUAGUAGCCCGCCAUCUAGCGAACCUGUUCAACAACCACCAUCAUCUGCCCCAGUCCACUAUAUGCAACCACUGGACAAUCUGAUAUCAACUGCCCACGACCUGCUUCUGGGCACCUUCACCCCAUACACGCACAUCAGCACGCUCCCACCGUAUAUAAAAAGGCCCCGCCAUGAGAUACCGCUGGAAGACAUCCAGUAUCUUGACGAAAACGGAGUUUUUACUUUGCCCGACGCAGACCUACGGAAUGAGUUGCUCAAGACAUUCGUCCUUAACGUGUAUCCAUACAUGCCUUUGUUAGACCUGGAGGAAUUUCUCCAGGCGAUUGCCAUCAACAAUGGGGAUUCGCGAGUGAGCCUGCUUCUAUUCCAUGCCGUCAUGUUCUCAAGCGCUGCAUUUAUCAAGCCGGAGCAUCUUUAUCGUGCUGGCUACUCGUCACAGAAGGAGGCUAGAAAGCAAUACUUCCUGAAGGCAACUAUCGCAUAUGACCAUGGUCUCGAGACCGACCCGAUAGUUAUCAUCCAAUCUGCUCUACUUCUGACUUACUGGCACGAAACGCCUGAUAGCCCUCGGGAUUUCCAUUAUUGGCUUGGAAAAGCCUUCUCUGUUGCAACUUCUAUUGGGCUCCAGGGCCUUGCUGAAGCAGAGCCAUCUAGGGAGCCAAACCGACUCGGGCGCCGUCUCUGGUGGUGCCUCUACACACGGGACCGCAUCAAUGCAAUGAACCUCCGGCGACACACGAUCAUUCCCGAAGAGAGCUAUACUACCACCCUACCCACGCUGGAUGAUUUCACGAUUGGUGUAUUUCCAGAGGUUACCGCCCAAAUGUUCGACAGCUGCGAUGUUCUCCGCAGCCCCUACCAGCAAGCCCAACUGGCUGCAAUAUUUAUCGAAAAAGCCCGUCUUUGCACCAUUAUCUCGCACAUAAUAACCCCAAGUCCGGACGAAGCAACCAUCCCGCGCUGCACCAACCUCCUUGAAGCCUGGCGAGCCGGUCUCCCAUACUACAUUGAACACCAGUCCCUACCAUCAACAUCUCUAACACUCUCCGAUAUCGAGAAGCCGACCUUUGCAUAUAGAGCCUGGCUGAGUCUUGUCUUCUUAAAUGCAUUGAGCGCUCUCCACAGACAUCAAACACGCCGGCGCCGAUCAAAUACUGCAGAGGCCUUCUCUUUCGACGCUGUGCUUGACGAGCCCUCCGACGGGCAGAUUCAACCAGCGAUCCAGUCCAUCGCCGCCAUCGUGGAGAAGCUAUAUCGCGUCGACGUGAUACACUACUUACCAACCACAACGGUUGGAUUGCUUCUCCCUGUGCUGGCAGCCCAAAUGUUGUAUAUCAGGUCCGGACAGGGCCCGGAUAUGUGGAUUGCAGGGUUCGAGUCGUUUUAUCAUUGUAUGAAGGUGCUCCGUAAGCUUGGUGAGGUGUACUUUCUGGCUGAGUCAAUGGCCGUAUUCUUCGAGUCUAGUGUAUGCGGGGACCAGCUUGAUGGCUCUGAGUAUAGAGAUGGAGAUGGAAACUUGAAGACAGCAGCGCCACCGCCACUGCUACAAAAGGUGCUGACGAGCGCGGAGCUGGAAUGCUUCCUACAUGUAAUGGGGUGA